CCCCUUUGUAUUUAUUAUUAUCCGCACUAGCCAGAUGGCAGGGAGAAGCUGGGCAAGUAGCAGCAGUGUGCUGCCUGUAUGGUACUGCUGGCUGGACGUUUCUUUCUCACGUAUCUCAGCCAGCCGGUGCUGACACUCACGGCUACAGAGCCAGGAACUCUCCGGCAGCUUGGCGCAGCAUCCGGCACUCGCAUCGCAGAUUUACCAGGCGUUUUAUGUGCCUGUUGAUAGGCGCUAAUUUAGAAAGGUUCUUUGUCUUUUGUGAGUAUUCUGUGUGGAGGUGGCCAUACAGACCCGCACUUAGCGGUAGGCUAGCUGUAUCCUAGCGGUACGUGAGGCACAAUAGCAUGCUGGGAAACUAGCCUGGAACUCUCAGUUGGACUUGUCACUGGCUGCAGAACUGCCUCCGAACUGCCCUAGGCACUCACACUCGCACUCACACUCACCCACCUUCCCCUUCUCAGGCACAAGCGGCUAUGGGCUCGUUAAAGAUCUGGGAGCAUCUUCAGGCAGGCAGCUCAGAAGUGGACUGGUGCGAGGAUAAUUACACCAUAGUGCCUACCAUCGCUGAGUUCUACAAUACGAUCAGCAACAUUUUAUUUUUUGUGUUACCGCCCAUAUGCAUGUGUCUGUUCCGUCAGUACGCAACCUGCUUCAACAGUGGCAUAUAUUUAAUAUGGACUCUGCUGGUUGUUGUCGGUAUUGGGUCAGUAUAUUUCCACGCAACCCUCAGUUUUAUCGGGCAGAUGCUGGACGAGUUGGCUAUCCUGUGGGUGCUAAUGUCUGCAUUAGCCAUGUGGUUUCCUAAAAGACACCUACCAAGGGUAUUUCGAAAUGACAGGUGGAGGUUUAAAGCAGUUGUUGGGGUGCUUUCAGGAGUCACCACAGCCUUAGCAUUUAUCAAGCCUGCCAUUAACAACAUAUCCCUGAUGACACUGGGGAUACCUUGUACUGUCUUACUCAUUGCUGAGCUCAAGAGAUGUGACAACAUGCGGGUUUACAAGCUUGGCCUAAUGUCUGGAUUAUGGUGGAUGAUGGCAUUAGCCUGUUGGAUCAGUGACAAGGCAUUUUGUGAAAUCUGGUCAUAUUUUAACUUCCCCUACCUCCACUGUGUAUGGCACAUCCUUAUCUGUCUGGCUGCUUAUCUGGGCUGUGUCUGCUUUGCUUACUUUCACGCCGCAUCUGAAAUCCCAGAACAGGGACCUGUCAUCAAAUUUUGGCCUAGUGAAAAGUGGGCCUUCAUUGGGGUGCCUUAUGUGACUUUACUCUGCGCUAACAAGAAAUCACCCAUGAAAAUUACAUGAAUUCUGGCAAGGAAAUCAAAUGGAAAUCUACUCUUUCACCUGGAAAAGCUCAUAUUGGAAUUUUUCCUAUAAAUCCUAUGAAUAAGAGCUGGUACUGAUUAAUUUUUCAUCCUCCUAGAAAGUCCUUAUGUGCAGCAGUGCUGUAACCGCCAUCAAAUUAUGUGUUGGCAAAUAUUUAUUUACAAGUAUUAUGUUAGUUGUGUGUACAUAGUAAUAGAUGGUAGUACAUUUACCUCCACAUUAUGCUAUGGUAUCACACGAUGGGACGCAUUUAUUUUUCUCACAUAAUGAAUCAAAUCUAUUGCACGUCAGAGACCAUUUUUCAACAGAGCAUGACAUACAGAGAGCAUUUAUUGUGCCAUUAGGCGGUGGAGACAUCAUGUGCAGCACAGAAUAUGCUGCAUUUAACCGCAGAAACAAUGACUUUGCUUUGCUUUGGAUUGUUCUAUUUCCAUAGCUACUUACUAUAGGUUAGGCUAGAAAAUCUUUAAAGAUGUUUUGGAUUGAGUAUGGCAGGUACAUUUUAUAAGGCUGCCUGGUCUAAUUUGAAAUGGUUAAAGGAGGCACAAGAUGUCAGUCUCUGACUGAUGGUGGUUGAAGUUCAUGGAAAAAUCCUCUGACUGAAAGAUUAAGGGGUGUGUUUACGAAGACUGGAGAUAAAUUUCAAAUCUAAUUUCUGAUUGGUUGCUAUGAGCAACACCACCAGUGAUAUUUUUUAUCCAAUCUUAGUAAACACACCAUCCUAAGACCAUUUUUUUUUAUAUUACAGAACUUCGCAGGUCAUGGCACAAAGUUGCAUGCAACUGUCAGAAAGCUUAAUUCCUGUAACCAAUGAGCAAUUACUAUUUCUCAGCCUAGUGCACUUUAAAUAAUGAAAACAUUGAGUGAUUGGUUGCUUUAUCUGGUUGUUUUGAACUGGAACAAAAUUGUAUCUGUUAGUUAAGGAGAUUUACUGAGUAUUUUUGGGAAAGUAAUUUAAUUCUCAAAUAGAAAUACAUUGCUUUUGCAUUACAUGAAUUCAUUUAUUAAUGGCCACUGCCAUUAGUCUUCCUAUACUGACCAAUGAAAUGUGUGCCCUUACAAUAUGACCCUGGAGACACAAUAUUGGGUAUUGCAAGCUUCCCUCUCGGGGAAAGGUUUAAAAGGUAACUGAAAAAUAAUGGCCAUUGUUUUUUUGUUUUUUUUAAAGUCUUAUUAUUGUUAAACUUACACCAAUAAGGAAAGAAAGAGUUAAAAGUUAAUUAGUGAUUUCAGUAUUAUGACUCUCAGGUGAGAUUUCACUCAGUGUAUUGGGUUUCCUGCGUGGAACAUUUAUAUUUAUAUACUUUGUAUUUAAAAUGAUAAAAAGGGUUAAUAUAACAUUUUGUUCUCUUUUUUUUUUAAAUGGUAUAAUGGACAAAUGGAAAUCUAGUUUUGUCAAGCUUCAGAUUUACAAUAUGAUUUAAGUGCAAAUAGCUCUUAUCUCUUUUAUGAAAAGCUAUUGUAUAAAAUAAAAUGUUGAAUUCAUGCUU
Xenopus tropicalis (tropical clawed frog) is the source of this 2815-nucleotide messenger RNA. Lineage: Eukaryota; Metazoa; Chordata; Amphibia; Anura; Pipidae. The record is from RefSeq and is a predicted model, not a curated record.